UCGAGAUAUCGAAACAUAUUACAUGGUUUCUAGCUUUGUAACACGUGUGAGUUAAGAGUAAAUUAUUAAAAAUUUUUUAAAAGAAUUUAUUUUUUAUCAACGGUAAUUACAUUCAUUAAAUCAUGUCGACCAUACUUGAUAGUUCUUCUUUCGAUGAUGACAUUAAAUCAAAGAAAGAUGAUAACGAAUUACGAGAAUUCUUAACGAUUCAAGAAGAAACGGCACGGUUUAAUGCACAGAUCCACGAAUUUAAUGAAUUAUGUUGGGAUAAAUGUGUUGAUAAACCAGGAAAUAAAUUGGAUAGUCGGACAGAAACGUGUUUACAUAAUUGUGUGGAUAGAUUCAUUGACGUUUCAUUACUUAUUACUUCCCGUUUUGCUCAAUUGUUACAGAAAUCAGGAGGAAUAUAGAAUGUAUAUUAUUCGUACAUAUUUAUAUUUAUAUAUAAAUUCAAAUAAUAAGGUCACUUAAUUUAUAUGCAAUUGUAUUUUGGAUAUAUAAUUUCAACAACUGUGCUUAUGCAAAAUUUUUCAUUGAUGUAUAUGUAGGACUCUGUUAUUAUUAGGUUAUUAAAAUUAUUAC
Molecule: messenger RNA, 582 nt
Organism: Vespa mandarinia (Asian giant hornet)
Lineage: Eukaryota; Metazoa; Arthropoda; Insecta; Hymenoptera; Vespidae
Gene: Tim8
Product: translocase of inner membrane 8
Source: RefSeq, a predicted model, not a curated record